This is a messenger RNA of Scylla paramamosain (green mud crab), 1751 nucleotides long. Its product is annotated as angiopoietin-1-like. The transcript has a single exon. The record is from RefSeq and is a predicted model, not a curated record. NCBI's taxonomy places the organism in Eukaryota, Metazoa, Arthropoda, Malacostraca, Decapoda, Portunidae. Bases 110 to 1204 code for a protein of 364 amino acids.
GCUGCGCUGCGCCACUGUGGCCAUUCUUCUGUAGGCGUAACGUGGCACAGAAAAGCAGUACUUGCUACACUUAAGGAUUAUCUCUCACAGAUCGUUAUUGCUAUUCCAGAUGAAGAAAUUGAGCUGGGUACUGUUGCUAAGCCUCAUAAGCCGCAUAGCGAUGGCAGUUGGCAAAGCUGAAGCGAUGGACUCCUUUUCAACUCACAGGUUUCAACAUGACUCAUUGAAAGCCGACGACGGUAGUACAGCAAAGGGUGACGUGUAUGCAGGUGCUGAGUAUAAGGUGAAUGACAUCCAUACCAGUAACACAACGGACAAUCCUAUCGAAAACGUUGCCCGAAAUCUGAAAGAAAUGAUGAACAUGCUCCGGGGCACAUAUGAAUGCCUUAUGAAAAGAAUUAACUUGCUCAAGUAUGAAUUAAAUCUUUUGUAUCAAAAUAUCACUGAAGCUAGAUACCGAGCCACCGUGGUUGAUUGCUCAGACAUGUUGGAAAUCACUAAUAAAUCUGGAUAUUUUACACUUUACAUGGACACAGGCGAUAGGAAACCACUUAGAGUGUACUGUGACUUGGACACCGAAGGAGGAGGCUGGACCGUGAUACAGGUACGUCGACCUUCAGUUAUGGAUGUGACGUUUGACAGAAAAUGGAACGAAUACUUCAAAGGCUUUGGUUCGCCUGACACACAACAAUUCGUGGGUAUAUCAAACUUAUACACGUGGAUGUUAACACGAAUGUAUGAGUUACGGGUCAACGUUCGGGACCACGAGGGAGAAGCAGCCUAUGCUAAAUACGAACGCUUUCACUUAGAAGGUGAACAUUGCGGAUACAGAAUGAUGCAGUUCGUUUCUUCUGGACCGGCAGGAGAUUCUCUUGAAUUUGCAAUAAGUAUACAAAUAGAAGAAUCUCAAGAUGAAAUAUACAUCCGUCACGGCAUGAAGUUUAGCACCAGCGAUCGUGACUACACCACAUCCAAUUGCUCGCAGGAAUACAAGAGUGGGUGGUGGUUUAACGAUGACUGCGGGAAAUCUAACUUGAACGGACCUUACUUGGGCUACGGUGAACACGAUGAUGGAAGGAAAGGAAUCUGGUGGAAAACAUUUCGUAAAAGUUCCCUGCAUAGCUGCACCAUGAUGAUUAGGCCAAGAUAUCCUAUCAACACAAUAUUUCAUGUUUUAUUCAAACCCAUAUAUCUUGAUGUGUAGUAGGCUCGCACACGCACGCGUCCAAGUACCGCCUGUAGUAUGCGAACCCAUGAUUUUUUUUUUUUCUUUUUACUUAGUGACUUUUACUUAUAAAUUUGUUUAACAUUAUGUGUGUGUGUGUGUGUGUGUGUGUGUGUGUGUGUGUGUGUGUGUAUGUGUGUUAACGCCCUCAUAGGAUUCAAUGAUAUACAGAUAAUAAGAUCUGCUCUUGAAAAUUCAUUGUUGCAUUUUGACGUAACAAUAUUUGUGUUAUUAUUGUAAAAUGUUAGUUGAACACUAAGUUUAGUGUUAAUACUCAGAAAAUAUUCAUAUUUUUAUAUGAUCUUGAAUCAAUGUUACAAAUAUGAGUUUUCAACUUUUAUUUUUCUAUAUUGUUAAAAAUAAUCAAGUAUUGCUUACCACAAACAGCCUCUUAACACGUUCCGUGCUAUGCGACCCACUGGUGGGUCAAGGGCACUUCUCUUUUGGUGUUAUAUGAUCCACCGGUGUGUCAGCUUUAGUUAUUUUGUCAUUUUUUCUAGGUCUCCAGUAUAUGAAUUUAUAUUUG